This is a messenger RNA of Elephantulus edwardii (Cape elephant shrew), 4806 nucleotides long. RefSeq names its product cut-like homeobox 2 (gene CUX2). Gene Ontology annotation, molecular function: DNA binding; DNA-binding transcription factor activity, RNA polymerase II-specific. The transcript has 26 exons. Gene Ontology annotation, biological process: regulation of DNA-templated transcription. Lineage: Eukaryota; Metazoa; Chordata; Mammalia; Macroscelidea; Macroscelididae. The record is from RefSeq and is a predicted model, not a curated record. The coding region runs from base 1 to 4806 and encodes 1601 amino acids.
AUGCACGGCCUCGGGGGUCCUGCCCAGAACCAGGGCAGCUUGUUCUCCCCCGUGAAGAUCGGCAGUCUCAGAAACCAGAUGGACCCGGUUGGAGGGCAGUGUGUUCUGUUUGGUUCUGACUUCUCCAGGAGGGAGUUUGGACCUUCCCUGCAGGCCAGCGGCCGUGCCUACACCUGGGCCCCCCUGGUCCAGGGCCCACGGCUCCUGCUCUCCUCCUGCAAGAAGGCCAGUGGGCAGAGGGCUGCCCAGCGGCCUUGGGAGUGUGAUCUUAACUGCACUCACCCAGCGGAGGGCCAGGCUGGACCUCAGAUCGUUAAUGAUCUCUCCGAGGCUGUGCAGCUGAGCAUCUGCCCUGAGCGAGGGGAGCGCUUUGAAGGCUCCAGCAGCUUCUUCGUGAGGAAACAGAAGGGUCUGAGCAAUAUGAAGGAGCUUAACUCCGUCGCCUCGGAGCUGUCUGCACGCCAGGAGGAGAGUGAACAUUCUCAUAAACAUUUAAUUGAACUCCGCCGGGAAUUUAAGAAAAAUGUACCUGAGGAAAUCAGAGAGAUGGUGGCACCUGUAUUAAAAAGCUUCCAAGCUGAGGUAGUGGCCCUUAGCAAGCGGAGUCAGGAGGCUGAGGCUGCUUUCCUGAGUGUUUACAAGCAGUUAAUCGAAGCACCAGACCCCGCACCUGUGUGUGAGGCAGCUCGCAGCCUAGACGACAGACUGCAGACCCCCAGCUGGGACCCCCACACUUCGUGGAAGAGGCACCCCGAGCUCUUGGGCCCCAAAGAGCAGAGAGAGGGGACGACUCCAGCCGGGCCCACACUGACUGAGGGCAACCGCCUCCCCAGCCUGCCUGGCAAAGCCCUCCUGACAGACACCUUGCUGCAGAGAAAUGAAGCUGAGAGGCAGAAGGGCCUUCAAGAAGUACAGAUCACUCUGGCGGCCAGACUGGGGGAGGCCGAGGAGAAGAUCAAGGUUCUGCAUUCAGCGUUAAAGGCCACACAGACGGAGCUGCUGGAGCUGAGACGGAAGUACGACGAGGAGGCUGCGGCCAAGGCAGAUGAAGUCACGCUCAUCAUGACCAACCUGGAAAAGGCCAAUCAGCGAGCCGAGGCUGCCCAGCGGGAGGUGGAAAGUCUUCGGGAACAGCUCGCCUCAGUCAACAGCUCCAUGCACCUGGCUUGCUGCUCCCCACAAGGACCUGGUGGGGACAAAGUGAACUUCACACUGUGCUCGGGGCCCCGGCUGGAGGCCGCGCUGGCCUCCAAGGACAGGGAGAUCCUGCGGCUGCUGAAGGACGUGCAGGUCCUCCAGAACUCGCUGCAGGAGCUGGAGGAGGCCUCGGCCAACCAAAUUGCAGAGCUGGAGCGGCAGCUCACGGCCAAGUCCGAGGCCAUAGAGAAGCUGGAAGAGAAGCUCCAGGCACAGUCUGACUAUGAAGAGAUUAAGACUGAGCUGAGCAUUCUGAAGGCGAUGAAGCUGGCCUCCAGCAACUGCAGCCUCCCGCAGGGCCUGGCCAAGCCCGACGACUCCCUGCUCAUGGCCAAGGAAGCCUUCUUCCCUGGCCAGAAGUUCCUCCUGGAGAAGCCGGCCCUCCUGACCAGCCCUGAGGAGGACCCGUCCGAGGAUGACUCCAUCAAGGAUUCUCUGGGCACGGAGCAGUCAUACCCCUCCCCGCCUCAGCUCCCACCACCCCCAGGGCCGGAAGACCCCCUGUCCCCCAGCCCUGGACAGCCCCUGCUGGGCCCCAGCCUGGGCUCCGACGGCCAGCGGACUUUCUCCCUGUCGCCCUUCCCCAGCCUGGGAGCCAGCGAGCGGCUGACGGGGGACAUGCUGCUGUCCAAGCACCUGGUGCCCCCGGCCACCUUCAAGGGCGAGGCAGGUGGCCUGCUGCUGUUCCCCCCAGCCUUCUACAGCGCCAAGCCCCCUGCCGGCCCGGCCACGCCCGGCCCUGAGCCCCCCACGGGUCCCGAGCCGGCGGAGGGUGGAGGGGGCGGCCCACCCGGGCCCGUGGGGGCGGAGGAGGAGCAGCUGGACACGGCCGAGAUCGCCUUCCAGGUGAAGGAACAGCUCCUCAAGCACAACAUCGGGCAGCGGGUGUUCGGCCACUACGUGCUGGGGCUGUCGCAGGGCUCGGUCAGCGAGAUCCUGGCCAGGCCCAAGCCCUGGCGCAAGCUCACAGUCAAGGGCAAGGAGCCCUUCAUCAAGAUGAAGCAGUUCUUGGCGGACGAGCAGAACGUAUUGGCUCUGAGGACCAUCCAGGUGCGGCAGCGAGGCAGCAUCACCCCAAGAAUCCGCACGCCCGAGACGGGUUCUGACGACGCCAUCAAGAGCAUCCUGGAGCAGGCCAAGAAGGAGAUUGAGUCACAGAAGGGAGGUGAGCCCAAGAACUCUGCAGUCCCACUGAGCGUCACCCAGGGCUCCGCCUCGGCCAGCACCUCAGAAGAUGCCAUCAAGAACAUUCUGGAACAAGCACGCCGCGAGAUGCAGGCGCAGCAGCAGGCGCUCCUGGAGAUCGAGGCUGGGCCCCGGGGCCACUCUUUGCCCCCCUCGCCCCCGGAGCGGCCCUCGCUGGCCGCCGUGAGCCAGAACGGGGCCCCAGCCUGCGUGAAGCAGGAGGAGGCCGCCGGCGGUGGCGGCGGCGGCGGCACACAGACGUCACUCACGGUCCUGUCCCCGGCGGCCUUCGUGCAGAGCAUCAUCCGCAAGGUCAAGUCCGAGAUCGGGGAUGCCGGCUACUUUGACCACCACUGGGCCUCGGACCGCGGCCUGCUCAGCCGGCCCUACGCCUCCGUCUCGCCAUCACUGUCCUCCUCCUCCAGCUACUCCAGCCAGCCCAACGGACGGGCCUGGCCCCGGGGGGACGAGGCCCCCGCGGCCGCUGAGGACGAGGCAGCCGCAGGCGAGGACGAGCCCCCCAGGGCGGGGGAACUGAAAGCUGAGGGGGGCGUCUCUGAGACGGGCAGUGGGGGGCGGCUGGCCUACUACCCAGCAUACGUACCUCGCACCCUGAAGCCCACCGUGCCCCCCCUGACCCCCGAGCAGUACGAGCUCUACAUGUACCGGGAGGUGGACACGCUGGAGCUGACGCGCCAGGUCAAGGAGAAGCUGGCCAAGAACGGGAUCUGCCAGAGGAUCUUCGGGGAGAAGGUGCUGGGCCUGUCGCAGGGCAGCGUGAGUGACAUGCUGUCCCGGCCGAAGCCCUGGAGCAAGCUGACGCAGAAGGGCCGGGAGCCCUUCAUCCGCAUGCAGCUGUGGCUGUCGGACCAGCUGGGCCAGGCCGCCGGGCAGCCAGCCAGCACUUCCCAGCCGGCCAGCACCUCCCAGGCCAGUCCCCUCGAGCCGAGGUCCUCGCCCUCCCCACCCCCUAGCCCCACGGAGCCCGAGAAGAGCUCCCAGGAGCCCUUGAGCCAAUCGCUGGAGAGCUGCAAGGAGAACCAGCAGCCAGAGGGCCGCUCAGGAAAGGUGUAUGGCCAGGCUGUGGGCGGCAUCCAAGAGAUCGUGGCCAUGUCCCCAGAGCUGGACACGUACUCCAUCACCAAGAGGGUCAAGGAAGUCCUCACAGACAACAACCUAGGGCAGCGGCUCUUCGGGGAGAGUAUCUUGGGCCUGACCCAGGGCUCCGUGUCUGACCUGCUGUCCCGGCCUAAACCCUGGCACAAGCUGAGCCUGAAGGGGCGGGAGCCCUUCGUCCGCAUGCAGCUGUGGCUCAGUGACCCCCACAACGUGGAGAAGCUGCGGGACAUGAAGAAGCUGGAAAAGAAAGCCUAUCUGAAGCGCAGGUACGGCCUCAUCAGCACCGGUUCCGACAGUGAGUCUCCAGCCACGCGCUCCGAGUGCCCUAGCCCCUGCCUGCAGCCCCAGGACCUGAGCCUCCUACAGAUCAAGAAGCCCCGCGUGGUGCUGGCCCCCGAGGAGAAGGAGGCGCUGAGGAAGGCCUACCAGCUAGAGCCCUACCCCUCCCAGCAGACCAUUGAGCUCCUGGCCUACCAGCUCAAUCUCAAGACCAAUACUGUCAUCAACUGGUUCCACAACUACAGGUCUCGGAUGCGCCGAGAGAUGUUGGUGGAGGGCACCCAGGACGAACCAGACCUUGACCCAAGCGGGGCACCCAGUGUUCUGCCACCAGUCCACUCCCAGCUGGACCCCACCCCUCAGAGUCCCAGCUCCGAGACUGAGGACCAGAAGCCCACAGUGAAGGACCUGGAGCUUCGGGAGGGCGUCGAAGAGAGCGCCAGGCCCCUGAGCACCCAGGACAAGGCCCCAGUGACGGUGAAGCAGGAGCAGACAGAGGAUGAGGCGGACAGCAGACCCCAGAACUUAGGGGAGCCGGACAAGGACCAGGGGCUCCCCAAGGUGCAGCACCCUGAGCCUCCAGAAAACAAAGGGCUCCCCAGAGUGGCCCCAGAGACCCUCCUUCCCGGCGGGACCGCCCCGGACUUCCCCUUGGUGCAUCCACCCCGGGAGAACGAGCAGUCCCACAUGGACCCCCUAAGUUUUAAGUCGGCCUCCGAGUCCUCACGCUGCAGCCUGGAGGUAUCUCUCAACUCGCCCUCGGCCGCCUCCUCACCAGGCCUCCUGAUGUCCGUGUCCCCCGUACCCUCCUCCUCAGCCCCCAUCUCUCCAUCCCCACCAGGAGCCCCCCUUGCCAAAGUGCCCAGUGCUAGCCCCACGGCUGACACAGCCGGGGCCCUGCACCCCAGCGCCAAGGUGAACCCCAGCCUGCAGCGGAGGCACGAGAAAAUGGCCAACCUGAACAGCAUCAUCUACCGGCUGGAGCGGGCUGCGAACCGGGAGGAGGCCCUGGAGUGGGAGUUCUGA